Molecule: messenger RNA, 490 nt
Organism: Owenia fusiformis
Lineage: Eukaryota; Metazoa; Annelida; Polychaeta; Sabellida; Oweniidae
Source: the annotation of a GenBank genome assembly
UAUUUAUAUAUUGUAUUGUAUAUUACUAAAAAGGAAAAAACAUUAAAAAAUCAAAUAAAAAAACAAAAAAUAACAACUUACAGCUUUUUUAUUUAUUGUUUAUUGAUCAAGUAAAAUAGAGGAUUGAAAUGUAAUAAGUAACAUUCUGACACCAAAUCCAUAAAUCAUACAUUGUUUAUGUUUCUCAUCUUUCUGUAUUUCCCUAUUUCAGACGACCAGCUGCACAAUUUUCUAACCAACCCACUAAGAGUUCCAAAUCUGCCAUAUGUCAAUACACAGGAAGUCAACCCACAUUUUGAAAAGUCACAGGAUCAAAGGCCUACAUGUAGAAUUUGUUUGAAGACAUUCUCGUCAAAGGGCAAUCUAAAGAGCCAUAUGAACAUUCACACUGGUGAUAGACCGUAUAAGUGUAAUGUUUGUGGCCAGGACUUUACACAUCAUACUGUAUAUAGACGACAUCAAAAAAACUAUAAUCACUGAAGCCUUAUAA